AUGACGCCCAAGGACGUGGGAGCCGAGCGGGAGAGGCAGGUCUCUGAGCUGAUGGAGACGGUGCCGAGGACCGUUUUGGAGAAUGGAGGGAGCUACUACAAGUGUGAGGUCCAUCCCAAAUCCCGGGUUUUGUGCUGCGCCAUGUGUCUGGAAACGGCUGGAAGCAUCCGAGGGCCUGAACGGAGGAUCGUCCUGGUGGGCAAAUCCGGAUAUGGGAAAAGUGCGACGGGAAACACAAUUCUGGGCAGCAACGUCUUCAAGUCUGACUGGUCACAUGAUUCAGUAACAGAGGCAUGCCAAAAGGAGGAGACGCAGCUGAACGGCAGGAAGGUUGUGGUUGUGGAUACGCCUGGCUUUCCCCACACCAGACAUCCACACAAGGAUAUCGUUGCAGAAGUGAGCAAGUGCGUGACGUUUUGCUCCCCGGGUCCUCACGUCAUUCUGCAGGUGAUACGUUCUGGUCAUUUACUCCAGGAAGAGGAGGAGGACGUGGCUCGUCUGAUCAAAGAUAUUUUUGGCCCGAAAGCCAAGGAUUACACGAUCCUCUUGUUCACCCACCAAGAGAACCUGGAAGGUGAAUCUCUUGAAAACUUCAUAUCUGACUGUGAUGAAAACUUGAAGAAAUACGUUGCUGAACGCGGGAACCGGUGCCUGGCUUUCAACAACAAGGCCGAAGGGGCAGAACGAGAGGCUCAAGUAGCCCAACUGAUGACCAUGAUUGAUGAUCUGGUGGAAACGAACCGAUACGCUCCUUGUUACACCGAAGACAUGAUGAACGUCAACGAAAGAUACGACUCCUGGCUUAUGAAGGACAAAUCGAAGUAA
Molecule: messenger RNA, 825 nt
Organism: Protobothrops mucrosquamatus (brown spotted pit viper)
Lineage: Eukaryota; Metazoa; Chordata; Lepidosauria; Squamata; Viperidae
Product: GTPase IMAP family member 7-like
Exons: 4
Coding region: 1-825 (274 amino acids)
Molecular function (GO): GTP binding
Source: RefSeq, a predicted model, not a curated record